UGACACAUGCGUCGUUUCAUGAGACUCAGUGAGGGAGAGAGCCGUUAAAAGCUUAACCGUUGACGUCAAACGUCCACUCUGCGUUGAGCCACUGGUACUAACGGACGGUGUCGUUCGCUAUCGACUGAAAAGAUUAUUCACUGAACGCUUGAAUAGAAAGUUACAGGUUCAUGGAGUCACAAGUCAAGAAGAGAAGUGGCCCGGUUAAAUCGGAUAUCGUCCACUUCAGGUCCUCCGCAAUAUUCAAAUUGGUUUUAUGGCUGCAAGUGUUUAUCGUAGCUAGUUACGUGUGUUCGGCGUCGAAGAUCUACAGGAAGCUUGGUCAAGGGUCCUGCGGAGCGAGCUGGUUCAACUGCUCUGUUCGUAGUAAUAUCCAGUGCGCAGCGAUUUGCAGCCAGAGUUCUGGUUGUAACUCCUUCAGCUUUGUGGCUCUGCCAUCGUUCGGUACUUGUGGUUUACAUAGUAAUGCAUUCUCACCAGAUGGCCAAGAAAAUACUGUUUGCUACGUUCCAAAUGAUUGGCAGUUGACGACUUCAUCUUCAACUAUCACAACUGAAGUUACAUCUACUGCUUCUACUACAAGUACUGCUUCAAGUACAACUAUUACAAGUACAACUGCUGGUACUGCUUCAGCUGCCGUGACUCCUGUAGAUGUUACUAAUUUGAAUACUGCUCCAAUUGCAUCAACUCAGCCUUGCAAUGGCAAUGCAGGUGCUGUUGGCAUAUAUGAGGAUAAUAGUGGCUUCUACCUACUUUGUAUGAAUGCCCCUAAUGGAUAUUCAUACCAAGCUGAUAAUCCAUCAACACAAUGCUCAGGGAAUCAAAUGGGUUGUAUGACUGUAUCUUGCCCAAGCAAAUCUGCUAUUAGAGGAUUCAACUCACAAAAUGGAGGUACUGCUGGUCCUUGUAGUGCACCAAACGACAGAACCAAACUGGACACUACUGAUUGCCAUACGAUUUCAGGCGCCAUGCAAACGCGACCAACAAACAAAGCGUCUUGGAUUAAGUGGAGGCUUUGUGAUGGGAGUAAGUUUUAUGUCAUGACUGCUUCAUCAGUUACUAGUUCUGGUGCAUCAUGGGACCUCACCAGCAUUACCUGUUGUCUUGGUCUGCCAUAAUUGUAUCCUCAGUUUGGAAGAAGGACAUUUGCUUUAUAGGUUGAGCUAUAUUGAACCUGUGGAAUAUUGUUUUAAUUAAAAAAAUAAAGAUUUUAAACAAGGAUUGUGCACACAUUGAAAUAACAGAAGUUUCAAUGAUAGUACAUAUACGGAAACCUAUUAAACAUAAUUAGCCUUAUUCCCAGUAAAAUCGACCAGCUACACCAACUUGAAGAGAUUUAAGAAGAAAGGUUCCAACUUGUAUACCUAGCUCAAAGAAAAUCAUAUUCCUGCAGUAACUCUCAUUUGUCUUUGUAGCUUUAACUGCAAUGGAUGUGUUCAGUGCAUCCUGAGUCUACAUCAAAUUCUUUUCAAGUGUUUGGUGAGUUUUCACAUUUUUACUUUUCUUGUAUUUUUUCUUUGGUCUGCAUCAUCCUAUGAUAUCAUAGAUACAUAUCUAUGUGAGUAUGUGCUAUUUCUUUUUUGGGAUUCUUAUAUUUUUCCUAUUUAUUUUGUAUUUAAUUUAUUCAGUGAUAUCUUUUAUGUUCUCCCAGUAACUAUUUCAUUUUUACUUUCUUCUAUCCAAACAAACUUUACAGUGAAGAUUAAAAUAAUUUAGAAAGUGGAAAAAUCUUUUAUUGAAACUGAUGGAGGAUGGCAUUGGACCUCAUGUAUUGAUAUGAACCCUCCAAUUUCUAUCUCAGGUGCAUCCAGUAAAGGAAAAAAAAGCAAUAACAUUAAAACCUUUUGAGGUACCAAAACAAAAAUAUGAACCAAAUUGAGGCAGCAUUCACACUUUACCCAUUUUUGUUCUCAUUGCAAAUGAAAAUUGGACAUGGUUCCUAAAAUCAUCAUUUAAGACUUGAAAGCUACUUGGUAAAUAGACAUCCAACAGCUGCAAGGCCACCUAGAUAAAUAAUAAUAACUUGGUUGGUUGAAGAAACCACCAAAAAUCAAUCUGUAGGAGACUAAAAGGUUGAAAUAAUGAAAAUUACUCAAUAAUAUAAUUCGCGGAUGGAUCAUAUGUACCCAUUAUUCAUGGAAAAUUAGCCUAUUUGUGGUAUUUUUCACUGGAAAUAUUCACAAAUUACUGUAUUUUCAUAUAAUUUUCAUGACUAAAUGCACUUUUUGUGAUAAGCUUUUAAAAUACUAAGAUAAGCAUAUUUAGGUUUUUUUGUGUGUUUUAACUAUCAAAAUAAGCAGUUCUAAGUACAUUCAGAUUGUAGCUAUUUGCUAGGGAUGUGGUACCCAUCUCCCGCGAAUAGUGGGUGUCUACUGUACUAUUAACAAUCAUAGUUCUUCAUGAUGACAGUCCUGUCAAAAAAGAAUUUUCGUUAGACUUAAAAUAGUUACAGUAUGUCUUAAAAAAGUUUCACUAAUGUGCGUGACUGAAAUCUACAGUAUU
Messenger RNA from Macrobrachium nipponense, 2502 nucleotides. RefSeq lists its product as uncharacterized. The coding region runs from base 171 to 1118 and encodes 315 amino acids. Lineage: Eukaryota; Metazoa; Arthropoda; Malacostraca; Decapoda; Palaemonidae. The transcript is spliced from 5 exons. The record is from RefSeq and is a predicted model, not a curated record.